AUGUAGAACUAUGGUAGUUAAAGAGGGGGAGAGAAAGAAAGAGAUUCAAUGGAUUUUGCCCAGUACACUUGCAAGGUUUACAAGAAGAUCCAGCAGGACAAGGAGAGAGGAGAUGAGGAAGGGGUAGCAUGGUCCAUUCGGGUUGGAUGUACCAAAAUAAGUGACCACAAAGGGCGAUGUGGCUCAAGGGAACCGGGCAGGGAUUUCACACAAGACCGCUGUUGUGUAGGGAGAGGGCGGCGGACAUCUAGGUGAUGCAUGCGGGAUCAGUGAUGCACCAAGACGAGUGUGGUGGAUUCCAGCAACCCGCCGCUGCAGAGAGCGAAGCCCGCUAGCUUACCGCCGGCCGAGAUGGCGCAUGGAUAGCGAAUCCCUUCAUACUACAAAACAUGACCAAGCGUUUAUAACAAAACCGGCAGUUUGGGAGCUAAACUAAGGAAUUCGAUGCUUGCACUAGCAGGAAGAAUACAAACCCGCAUUUCCAUUGAGACUCAGAGGCUUCUGGAUGAGAAAGGAUGCCAUCUCCAUAAAACCUAUCAUACAUAGCUAACGGAGAGGGCCAGCUUGCGUUUUUUCCACCAUACUAGAUUGGUUUGAGUAGGCCGGUUGUGAUUCGUGAACCACAAGCUGUAACGAUGUUGGUGAGAUGCCACCGGAGCAAGCUGUCGGUGUGGGCCGUUCUGUGUGUGCUCGUGUUAUGCUGGCUCUACAUUUUCCCAGUGUACAGACUCCGGAGCGACAAGGAGAUAGUUGAUGAAGUGCUGCGGCAGGGACAAGUAUGGCAGAGGAACCAGACGGACAUCGAUCUGUUCAGGAAGCUGCUUUCAGAGUGCUGUGACCCUAGGAGAAUGUUUGCGGUGACCAAGCAGAAUUCACCAAUGGGGAAGGUCCUGUGGUACGAUGGAGAGUUUUACCACUCACACACAGUCAACAAUGAGACCUACUCUCUCUUUGUGCAGGAGACACCUCUUCAGCGUCCCCUCAAAAAGUGUUCGGUGGUGGGCAAUGGAGGGGUCCUGAAGCACAGUGGCUGUGGGAAGGACAUUGACCAGGCUGACUUUGUCAUGCGGUGCAACCUUCCACCACUGUCUAGGGAGUAUGUUGAGGAUGUGGGGACCAGAACCAACCUGGUGACAGCCAACCCCAGCAUCAUUGAGAAGAGGUUCCAGAACCUUCUUUGGUCGCGGAAAAGCUUUGUGGAGAGCAUGAAGGCCUACGGCUCCAGCUACAUUUACAUGCCAGCCUUCUCCAUGAAGCCGGGCACCGACCCCUCCCUGCGGGCACACUACGCCCUUGCCGACACCUCGUCCAACCUCACCAUGCUGUUUGCCAACCCCGAGUUUCUCAGGACCGUGGGAAAGUUCUGGAAGGGUCGCGGAGUGCAUGCCAAGCGCCUGUCCACAGGCCUCUUCCUGGUCAGCCUGGCGCUGGGGCUGUGUGAGGAGGUGACGGCCUACGGCUUCUGGCCAUUCAGCGUUGGGCUUGACGAGCAGCCCGUCAGCCACCACUACUACGAUAACGUGCUGCCGUUCAGCGGGUUCCACGCCAUGCCUGAGGAGUUUGUCCAGCUCUGGCAGUUGCACAAGAGCGGCACACUGCGUAUGAGGGUGGGACACUGCCCACCUCGGGAAGGGGCUAUAUAAGACUCAAGGGACCCUCCCCUAAUAAAUCUUCCCUUCCUUUCGCUUAUAACCCUCCAGCCCCCUGCGAUUGUCCCAAGCAAACCACCUGCAAACCACCCCCUUUUCUCCACCAUUAGCAUGAGAAUGUAACCCAUGGUUACCCACCCAGCCGAGAAAGCCCACACACACCCUCUCUCUCUAUCCUGCCCUCCAUCCACUCUCACUAUGUGUGUGUUUGUGUGCGUGUGUGUUUGUGUGUGUGUGUGUGCAUGAGUGCAGAGAGGAGGUCUACUAACGGUCUCAGCUGGGGCUGGAGGAUUCUUUGUGUUUUGACUACUCAAUGUGACAUAGGGAGCAGCUGGGCCCAAUGCCCCCACUGAGUCUUUGUUCAACAGAGACAGAAGGAACAAUCCUAACCAAGAGGUUUUCAUAGAAGUCUUAAGAGAACAGACUGAAAGACUUGAAACACAGAAGGAAAAAGGAGAGGAGAAACCAAGAUGUCCUGGUACCAAGGUGUCAUGGUACUAGGCUAUGAGUGGCCUGGUACCUAGAUGUCCUGGUACUAGGCUAUGAGUGGCCUGGUACCAAGGUGUCCUGGUACUAGGCUAUGAGUGGCCUGGUACCAAGGUGUCCUGGUACUAGGCUAUGAGUGGCCUGGUACCAAGGUGUCCUGGUACUAGGCUAUGAGUGUCCUGGUACCAAGGUGUCCUGGUACUAGGCUAUGAGUGGCCUGGUACCUAGAUGUCCUGGUACUAGGCUAUGAGUGUCCUGGUACCUAGAUGUCCUGGUACUAGGCUAUGAGUGUCCUGGUACCUAGAUGUCCUGGUACUAGGCUAUGAGUGGCCUGGUACCUAGAUGUCCUGGUACUAGGCUAUGAGUGUCCUGGUACCAAGGUGUCCUGGUACUAGGCUAUGAGUGUCCUGGUACCAAGGUGUCCUGGUACUAGGCUAUGAGUGGCCUGGUACCUAGAUGUCCUGGUACUAGGCUAUGAGUGUCCUGGUACCUAGAUGUCCUGGUACUAGGCUAUGAGUGUCCUGGUACCAAGGUGUCCUGGUACUAGGCUAUGAGUGGCCUGGUACCUAGAUGUCCUGGUACUAGGCUAUGAGUGUCCUGGUACCAAGGUGUCCUGGUACUAGGCUAUGAGUGUCCUGGUACCAAGGUGUCCUGGUACUAGGCUAUGAGUGUCCUGGUACUAGGCUUGUAUGAGAGCAGACUAAAAGGGAGAAUGAAAGAGGUCUUGGUACCUUGCUCGUUCGAAGGAGUUUGUUAUUUUUUGUCUUGAACAAAAACCCUUCGUGGACAUCUUAAGCAACCAAUCAGCAUUGAGGUUCAAAGUAGGAUCCAAUAGAAAAGGAGAGUGAAGCACGAUAUCGAGCUCCUAGAAUGUUCCAUUUUACAGCCAAGCUGAACAGAUCCCUGUUCACUAAAAGGGAAGCCAAGAACAUUGCAGUGUUUGAUAUAUCCGUAUGUUAAUUUAUAUUUGUUAAUUAUGACUUUAAUUAUACAUGUUUUUCAUUUUAUAUAGGUUGAUGUUCUACGUUGAUUUAGUAAUGUUACGAUUGAGAGCUGAGUAUGUAUUUAAAUCUUUUCACAAAAAUCCACUGCAGAGAAAAAGAUGUGAGCUUUACAAAUCAUGACCUCAUCUGUGUGUGUUCAUCGAGAGGUUGUGGCCUGGAAGGUUCACCCCCCGUUCACGUUUCCAGUGCUUAUUGGUAUGGUCCACUUACAAACACACUCCAUUGACAAGCUACCAUGACAAGCUGUCAUCUUGACUGAGUGAUGACAACACUACAAGUUUCUGUUCAGGUGCCGGACACCUGCUCACAUUGAACUUGAACAUUCAUACUCUUCUUCAUCACCAUCGUCAUCGUCCUCGCCAUCAUCAGUGUGCGUCUGAAUGUCAGGUCAGUGACCUGAACUUUGCUGUCCUGCAUUUAUUUCUAGGUGUUUUUUUUUCUGUCAUUCAUAACAGGGUUGGGAUCAAUUCCAUUUAAACUCGGUCAAUUCAGGAAGUAAACUGAUAUUCCAAUUGAAAUGGAAUUGACUCCAACCCUGAUCCGUAUACACAUACAAGGGAAUGAACAUAGGAUGUGUAGUAGGUGCUAGUUCUUCUGUCCUGUCAUCAUCACCAAACAGUUGAGACCGUGGAAGAGGGCUGGCCCUUUAGGUUUUACAUGGACUCCUGUCUUGAAUGUUGGUAUGAUACGUUUAAACGUUGUUACUGUCAUUGAUACUUUGGUUGUGCAAAUGUGACCAGUACCAUAUCAUGUCAUGGGCCAAUCUAGGUCCGCAUGGGUCAUGCACGGAGUCUAGCACCAACACUGAAACAACAUUUAAACAACGUUUGGACUAACCUACAGGUACAGAACAGAUCAUGUGAAUUAUGAGGUUUCUUCAAACCCAUAUCUACUGUAUAAUGAAAGGUUUUUGUGCCUUCAGAAUUGACCAAGGCAAAGGGAAAUGCUAGACAUUACUGUAUGCUAUCUUUAGAAUGACAUGUUCCCUUGAAGCUGAUUUCCACAAUCACAAUGUGACACUGCGAUGUCAUAGAAUAAUAUAGUGCUACAGUAGAGAGGAGCAUGUAGGGAGGUGGUAAUACAGUAGGAUGAAUUAUUUUAGCCAUUUGAAUGUUUGAAGUAUUUCAAGUGUGCAUCUGAAAUGGCACCCUAAUCCCUAUGUAGUGUAUUAUUUGUGACCAUAACCCAUAGGGUGCACUACAUCAGGAAUAGGGUACCAUUUCUGACGGUGCCAAGUCAAAAUGACCCCCUUGACCUCUAUAUGUAAAACAUUUGACUAAGAAAACAAGUCCAGAGUCUUAGAUUGAGCUGGUUGUUGUUGGACCAAGUCAGUUAAUGAUAAACCAAACCUGUUUAAAGUAUUUUCAUUGCCAGUCUUGAUGAAAACUUGUGCUCUCUUCCAACCAGGAAUUGAACUGUUGAUCAUUUUUAAAAACGAAUGUGAUUAAAUUGAUGACACGUAUUUGCACCUUCGGGCCCACUUUAUUCAGAUAGUCUGGAUAGUCCAUCUGUAGAUGGUCUUACUUACUAUCAACAAACUAUCUGUGGAGAAGCAACUGAUUGCUAAGGUUAGGGUAAAGGUUAGGGUAAGGCUUAGUAGAUAGUUAGUUGACAUGUUAUCCAAAUAAAGUGUUCUCACCGUCUGGUUCCUCUGCCCAGUAUUGUGAAUGAGAAAUAUUUUACUUGGUCAUUUUCAGUAAGCAUGACUGUGACUCUGUAUGUGUUUUGCGGUUCUGACUUUCAAAGUCAUUCUGUCCAUUAUUUUGUGAAGCGCCAUAUUGGGUUGAUUAUGCCCAAAAAUAAACAGCGCAAAUUGUACCUCAAUAUCGGUUUUGCUGGCAAUCCCUUUUAGCCUUAGUAUGGGUACCAGUCAUUUGCCAAAGGACAGAAGUGGCAAGGAGUGGAAUUUUAGCUAACAAUACUGGUACACAGUCUACUCUGGGGUUGAAUUGUGACGUAAUGCAAACACAAUGUGACGUUCUCAGCUACACAGUGUGUGAGUGAAUCCUACUUACUGUGUCAUGAAUAAGAUGACAUCUAGUUAACGAGGGCUUCUGCACGGUGGUACUUUGAAUCUUUCCUACGUAUAUUUAGAUGUGUUUUUAGUGUAUGCCAUUACCAGGUUCAUUUGGACAAUAGAUAUAAAUGUGUUUUCUUUGCUUUGCCUUGAAUUUGUUUUGGAAAAAAUACUUUGGAAAGGAAAAAAGCAGUGAGGUUUUUACAUGAUUAAACUGUUAAUGUGUAUUCAAACCUUGUGUCAAUCACCUUACGUCAGCUCAAUGCUGUUUUUGGCGAGAGUACCCUGCCUGAGCAUGUUCCAAUACAGGAAGUCAAAAUGAAGGACUGAGAUGUGUUUUUCGUGCCACCUGGACUAUGCCAAGAAAUGCAUUGCAUCCAAAUAAGAGGUCAACACUGGUAUCCAAUAAAGAAAGUCAUAAUAUCGAA
This is a messenger RNA of Oncorhynchus keta (chum salmon), 5584 nucleotides long. It is a transcript of the gene st8sia1, whose product is annotated as ST8 alpha-N-acetyl-neuraminide alpha-2,8-sialyltransferase 1. The transcript is spliced from 5 exons. The record is from RefSeq and is a predicted model, not a curated record. Lineage: Eukaryota; Metazoa; Chordata; Actinopteri; Salmoniformes; Salmonidae. Gene Ontology annotation, molecular function: alpha-N-acetylneuraminate alpha-2,8-sialyltransferase activity. The coding region runs from base 636 to 1643 and encodes 335 amino acids. Gene Ontology annotation, biological process: N-glycan processing; oligosaccharide metabolic process.